Sycon ciliatum is the source of this 1507-nucleotide messenger RNA. Its product is annotated as L-xylulose reductase-like. Lineage: Eukaryota; Metazoa; Porifera; Calcarea; Leucosolenida; Sycettidae. The coding region runs from base 144 to 869 and encodes 241 amino acids. Gene Ontology annotation, biological process: glucose metabolic process; xylulose metabolic process. Gene Ontology annotation, molecular function: carbonyl reductase (NADPH) activity; L-xylulose reductase (NADPH) activity. The transcript is spliced from 8 exons. The record is from RefSeq and is a predicted model, not a curated record.
UGACACAUAAUCAUUGGCAGUAUUAGAUCAGGUCGAUUUUUAGGUGAGGCUUCUCCAUCAAAAAGUACUUGCCAAGACAACAGUUGUUGUGAGCCUAUCGAUCAACGGACGUCCGAGUAAAGUACUUUGGUGUUGGAAAGAAAAUGCUGUCAGGAAAGCGCAUUCUGGUCACGGGAGCCAGUGGUAUUGGCGGUGCUGUGUGUCUGGCAGCUGCCAAGGAAGGCGCACAUGUAGCCGUUAUUAGCAAGUCCUCCGGGUCACUGGAGGCACUUGGAAAACAAAACUCCAACAUUCAGCUGAUCCAAGCCGAUCUUGGAGAAGGAUUGGACGCAAUCCGCAAGGCCGUCUCACAAGUUGGUCAUGUUGAUGGGCUAGUCAACAACGCAGCAGUUGCUGACAUUCUCCCGUUUGUCGAAGUCACCGAGGAGUCCUAUGACAAGCAAAUGGAUGUGAAUGUGAAGGCAGUGUUCUUUGUUGGGCAGUGUGUGGCCAAGGCUAUGGUGGAGCAGAAAGGUGGCGGUGCCAUUGUCAAUGUCUCAAGCCAAGCGUCAAUGCGCGCCAUUAGCGGUCACUCAGUGUAUGGUACUUCCAAGGGUGCUGUGGACAACCUUACUCGUGUCAUGGCAUUGGAGCUGGGACCACACAAGAUCCGAGUGAAUAGUGUCAAUCCUACAGUAGUCCUUACUGCUAUGGGACGUGAGAACUGGUCCGACCCUGCCGUUGCCAAACCAAUGCUAGAUCACAUCCCGCUGGGACGCUUUGCAGAGGUAUCCGAGGUGGUUGACCCCAUCCUCUAUCUGCUGAGUGAUCGCAGUACCAUGAUUACCGGCACCAUGUUGCCUGUUGAUGGUGGUUUUACCGCCUGUUGAUGUCAUCACAUUCACCGCUCUGGCUUCACUGCCUUGUGACUAGAUGCUGGGAUUACCAACUACUUGUACUUCUAGCAGCCUACAUAUGCGCUGCGCACGCAUGGGAUGCGCGUUCAAGAAGAGUACCUGGGAGUCGACCAGACGACGCUGCCCUGAAUCUUCACAAGGCAAGCUUCAGCACCACCAACCAGAGAGAUGGAAAGUCUAUGUGGGGAUUUGAAUUUCAGAACUGUCAUCACCUUGAUAGUGUAGUGGCCGGUCUCUGAUAUGUGAAGUACUGCGUACGAGUAUUACCAGAAUGCACUCUUACUGGUAUUCUUUAUCAACCUUCUUUCAAUGACCUUGUCAGUCCAGGGCUGAGUGGCAAGUUAGAGAUGAUAAUUAUUAUUUUGGCUGUAGGAUAUAUCUUCAACUUAUUGUAACUGAUAUUUUAACUGAUAUUUUUUUACUACAGUCCAUUCAUCGGAAACUGGCCCGCUGGCUUUUGAAAGUCGGAUUUGGGCCGAAUUGAGGAUCAAAAACCCACUUUAAAUCUCAAAAAUCUGGGUUUUGGAUCUGCUUCUCCAUACAUUUUGUCAUGGCAUACCUGUCCUAAUUUUGUAAAACCUGGCUGAAUUUCUAUUUCCCUGUUCUUGGAA